Molecule: messenger RNA, 1308 nt
Organism: Gallus gallus (chicken)
Lineage: Eukaryota; Metazoa; Chordata; Aves; Galliformes; Phasianidae
Gene: DBNDD2
Product: dysbindin domain containing 2
Exons: 5
Coding region: 420-923 (167 amino acids)
Biological process (GO): negative regulation of protein kinase activity
Cellular component (GO): cytoplasm
Source: RefSeq, a predicted model, not a curated record
AGCGCGGCCAUGGGCGAGCGGCAGCCCCGCGCUGAAGCCGGCCCGGGCUCAGCAGCCGCCGCCGUAUGUCGGGCGCCGGGGCUCGGAGCCGCAGCCGGCGGCUGCCCGGGAGUCUCCCCUGCAUGUUAGUGUUCACCGACCACACUGAUUCGUAGCAAGAAAGAUGAAUUUUAAGCAUGUGCUUAAAGUGACUGAUCUCACAUCAACACCCUUUCCCCCCACGAUAAUUAACUUCAGCAGCAGUGAAAGCGGCAUAUGAGCUCCCAGCUCCCGGCUUCCCAACACUCAGAAGUGAGAGCUGAGGCUCCAGUACGGCAAGUGCUGGUGCCACUGCCACUCUAGCACAUAACAGCCAUUCAUAGUGACCAGAUCAAUGUGCACCAGUAAAGCAGAGCAGAGAGAACCACCUACCCAGUGACAUGGAGCCGGGGCAGCGCAGCCUGGAUGCAGAGCAGAUGCAGCAGCAGCAGCAGUUGAAACUACGGGAGCGGCAGAAAUUCUUUGAGGAGGUUUUCCAGCAUGAAGUGGAUUUCUUCUUCCCUGUGUCUCACCUGCAGCUGGAGCAUCGGAGACCCCCCUUGGGGAGCAUUUCCUCCAUGGAGGUGAAUGUGGACGUGCUGGAGCAGAUGGACAUGAUGGACCUGUCAGACCAGGACACUGUGGAUGUAUUUCUGGCCUGUGGGACAGAGGAGGGCAGCGUUUCUGCGCCCCUGACAGGAGCAGAUGCCAGCCAGUGCCAAGAGGAAAUCACCUUGCAAGUGCCCAAUGCAGCUGAGACCAAGUCACGCAUUUCCUCCACGUCCUCUGUUUCCACGGAUCCCAACAGCCUGGACACCAGCGAGGAGGGGGCUGAGACCCCCGUGGUGCAGUCAGAUGAGGAGGACCUGCAGGAGGACAGUCCUAAAGAGCUAGCAAGAAGCUAGCAGCCAGCUCUGCCCUGCUCACAGCCCCUUCUGGAUGGACCUGCCAGCCUGGAGGAAGGAAAGCUGCUGGCACUCAGUAAACCCCAUCCUGGACUGCUGCUUUGCAGGAGACGAGAGAUGGUUUUCCUCUUCUCUCCCUCUGCAAGUUCUCCUGGCAUCCAAGGGAGAAGCAAAGGGGUAUUGUAGGCUCCCAAAAUUAACUCUUCAGGCUUUGCUGCUAACACUCCCUUGCUUCAUUCCCCUCAAAUGCUCAGCAUCCCACAACCCCACCAUUCCCAGAAACCAUCCCUUAGGAUCCCAGCUCCCAUCAUCCAACUGACAAGCACCCUAUCCAGACAAGCAUUUAACAAAGGCAUACAGAGAAAUAACGCUCCUAUCUAACCAA